AUGGCGACGGUGGCGCUAGUGGCGGCAUCGACCACGCUGCUCAUCGCGCGCGGCGCCACCGCCGACCGGCUAAUCGCGCGCGGCGCCUUGGAAGACGCUCCGAACUGGGCCGGGCCCGGCGACCCGCAGCCACCCGGCAGCCUCUUCAAGGUGGCUCUCACGCAGAAGGGCUACAUCCAGUACCUGCGCUACAAGGUGGACGUGCCGGACCUCUACGACUUCACCUACUGCCUGUGGCUGCGCUCCAACAACUUCACCUCCCCGCAGCCCAUCUUCUCCUACUCGCGGCACGAGACGCAGCGGCUGGUGCGCGGGUGGCUGCGCGCGACUCGGCGCGGGGUGCUGGUGCAGAUGGCGGUGCGCGAGCGGCCCGUGAUGCGCGUGGUGGCCGGGCUGCGCGAGGGCCGUUGGCACCACGUGUGCCAGGGCUGGAGCGCCGCGCGCGCGCGCUGGGCGCUGCACCUCGACGGCGAGCUCGUCGCCUCGGGCCUCUUCGGGCACGUACGUACCCCGCACAUUGGGCGCUGCUGCGAGUCAAGGAGUGGGAAGGCGCUGCGGGCAUAA
Gryllus bimaculatus (two-spotted cricket) is the source of this 564-nucleotide messenger RNA. NCBI's taxonomy places the organism in Eukaryota, Metazoa, Arthropoda, Insecta, Orthoptera, Gryllidae. The record is from the annotation of a GenBank genome assembly.